AUGAAUGAAGACGGCGAGAAUAAUCAUGAUCAUUUGUGUGAUGAUAUCUGGUCAUACCUAGACUGGAAUGACCAUCAAGUUGAGAGUGGAGAGACCGAGGGUAACAAGUUGCUAGAUCCAACUGGGUCUGAUACUUGCGAGCCAUUUACGGUUAUUAAUGAGGUGGUUGAAGUGAGUGUUAAUGUUGCCAAAAAGAGAAGUUCAGCCAACCGGAAAAAAAAUGGUAAGGAAAUUGCUGAACCAAAUUCUGGUGUUUAUGGAGCCGAAGUUAGAAAAACAUCAAAACAUGAGGUACGCAAAUGGACAGAGAGAGAAAGGAGAAAGAAGAUGCGAACCCAGUUCGAGAAUCUUCAUGCUUUGGUUCCCAACCUCCCUGCUAAGGCUGAUAUGUCUAAAAUAGUUUAUGAAGCUGUGAACCGUAUACGAAAGCUGAAGAAUACUUUUAAAAAACUUGAAAGUCAAAAGCUAAAAAGUCUAGAAGAAUAUAACAUAAGGUUGACGGGUUCACAAAAAGUUGAUAAUAGCUGGGAGAAGUAUGUGGGUGAUCAAGGAUCAACCUGCAAUUCUAUAGCUAUUAUACCGACUAAUCAUGGUGCUAGUCCCCUUAUUCCAACAAGUUUUAUGACAUGGAGUUCACCAAAUGUGAUACUAAAUGUAUCUGGUGAAGAUGCACAUAUUAGUGUGUGUUGUCCUAAGAAGCCAAGGCUAUUUACCACCAUUUGUUAUGUUUUGGAGAAACAUAAGAUUGACAUUGUGUCUUCUCAAAUUUCAUCUGAUCAAUUCAGAAGCAUGUUCAUGAUACAAGCUCACGCUAAAGAUGGAAGUGGGGUUGCUCAAUUCUCUGAAGCAUUCACCGUGGAAGACAUGUACAAGCAAGCUGCAAAUGAGAUAAUGUUGAUGACAACCCCCAAAUGA
Solanum lycopersicum (tomato) is the source of this 915-nucleotide messenger RNA. Its product is annotated as transcription factor bHLH95-like. Gene Ontology annotation, molecular function: DNA-binding transcription factor activity; protein dimerization activity. Lineage: Eukaryota; Viridiplantae; Streptophyta; Magnoliopsida; Solanales; Solanaceae. Gene Ontology annotation, biological process: regulation of DNA-templated transcription; endosperm development. The record is from RefSeq and is a predicted model, not a curated record.